Messenger RNA from Arctia plantaginis, 804 nucleotides. NCBI's taxonomy places the organism in Eukaryota, Metazoa, Arthropoda, Insecta, Lepidoptera, Erebidae. The record is from the annotation of a GenBank genome assembly.
AUGCUGGAAAAACUGACAUUUCGCGGGUGGCGGAUAGCGGGCGCGUACUGCAUUCUGUCGAAGGCAGGCGUGCAAAUCAGACUUGUGUCAUCAGCCAUGGACAAAGGAUCCAACUUCUUCUUUAGACAGUUGUUUGACACAGUGAGUAGUACGUAUACAUACUUGCUGGGCGACACGGGUUCCUGUGAGGCUGUGCUGAUCGACCCUGUUCUCGAACAUGCCGAGCGAGACGCCGCACUUAUCAGAGAACUUGGUUUCAAGUUAAUCUAUGCAAUGAAUACGCACAUGCACGCAGACCACAUAACUGGCACCGGCAAGCUGAAGUCCAUCCUACCGGAGACGAAGAGUGUGAUCGGCAAGGCGUCAGGAGCUCAAGCUGAUGUAUAUCUGAGAGACGGUGAGGUGAUCAACUUCGGGGCACAUAAACUGGAAGCCACAGCGACCCCGGGUCACACUAAUGGCUGUUUGACUUAUAUUUGUCAUGAGCAGGGUAUAGCAUUCACCGGUGACACCCUUCUGAUCCGAGGCUGCGGUCGCACGGAUUUCCAAGAGGGCUCCUCGGAGACCCUCUACAACUCAGUUCACCAGCGCAUCUUCACGUUGCCGGAUCACUACACGCUGUACCCCGCUCACGACUACAGGGGACAGACGGCCACCACGGUCGCGGAGGAAAAGAAAUACAACCCACGCUUGACGAAAUCGUUACCUGAGUUUGUGAAUAUUAUGAAGAAUUUGAAUUUGCCUUAUCCCAAGAUGAUUGAUAAAGCUGUGCCUGCCAACAGAGUCUGUGGAUUGCAUUAUUAG